GUAAUAAUUUUUAGUGAGAAAAAAAAAUUUCCUGAAGAAGAAAUAGAUGAAGCGGUUGGACUAAAAUUUUGGAAAAAACGCCGUAACGUUGUUGCAAUGUUGGCGUUUUUUGGAUUUUUUAUUUCUUAUCUCCUAAGAGUUAAUUUGAGUAUUGCAAUUGUUGCAAUGACGACAAGUUCAUUUGGAAAUAAGGCAGAGUUCAACUGGGACUCAAAGCUUCAAGGAUUUAUUCUCAGUUCAUUUUUUUACGGAUAUUUAAGCACGCAACUAUUAGGUGGGUGCUUAAGUGCACGUAUUGGUGGUAAAAAAGUGUUUGGAAUAGGACUGGGAGUCACUGCACUAUUGACAUUUAUGACACCACCCUUAACAAGAAUGAGUGUUUACCUUCUGAUUAGCUUACGAAUAGCUGAAGGAAUAUUUGAGGGUGUAACGUACCCGGCUAUUCAAUCCAUGUGGGCUAACUGGAUUCCGCCAGCCGAGAGAUCACAACUAUCGGCCUUCGCAGUCUCAGGUAGUACCUUCGGUGCAGUUUUCUCAAUGUCAACAUGUGGAAUCAUGGCCGAGCGUUUGGGUUGGCCAUCAGUUUUUUACAUUAGUGGAGCUUUAGGCUUGAUUUGGUUCACUCUGUGGUGCUAUAUUGUCACCGACAAACCAGAAAAUGAUCCUCAUAUUUCACAAUCUGAACUCAAUUAUAUAAAAAAAUCACUUGGUCAUAAUAGUGAUCUGCAAAAGCUAGAGAAAAUUUCUCAUCCAUGGAAGUCAGUUUUUAAAUCACUACCCGUUUGGGCGAUUUUUGCUGCGGGUUUAAGUGAGGCUUGGGGUUUUUAUACAUUGCUAACUCAAUUGCCGAAGUUCAUGAAUGAUGUUCUAAGCAUGAAGCUUGAGAAUACAGGGCUCCUCUCAGCAGUGCCUUAUCUUAUUUUGUCAAUCGUUGCAUUAUUUUUUGGUCAUACAGCUGAUUACUUACGUUCAAGAAAAAUUUUAACUACUACAAAUGUACGAAAAUUAUUCACCUGCAGUGCUUUUUUAAGUCAAACAAUAUUUAUGAUAUUGGCUGGAUUUUCAUCUACCUCAACGAGCGCUAUUAUUUGUUUAUCUGUUGCUGUUGGUCUUGGAGGCAUCGCUUGGUCGGGAUUUGGGGUGAACCCUUUGGACAUCGCACCACAACAUGCAUGCAUUAUCAUAGGAAUUGGAAAUACUAUUGGUACUCUUCCUGGUAUCUUCAGUCCUAUAGUUACUGGUUACAUUGUUACAAACGGAACGGCCAGCGAGUGGAGGAUCGUUUUUAUGAUAGCCGGGGCAGUUUAUUUAAUUGGAAUUAUAGUUUAUGGUCUUUGUGCGUCAGGUGAACAACAGAAAUGGGCCCUUGAGAAAAAAAAUGACGACUUGAAAGCAUACACCAAUCAAGCAUUAGAUCUUCCUUGUUAAUGAAACAGAAAAAAAUUCAUAAAUGAAUUCAUUUAUAUUCUAAUUGUGUAAAGUUGUGAUAAUAUUGAUAAU
Molecule: messenger RNA, 1500 nt
Organism: Cotesia glomerata
Lineage: Eukaryota; Metazoa; Arthropoda; Insecta; Hymenoptera; Braconidae
Product: vesicular glutamate transporter 3-like
Exons: 7
Biological process (GO): transmembrane transport; monoatomic anion transport
Cellular component (GO): plasma membrane
Molecular function (GO): transmembrane transporter activity
Source: RefSeq, a predicted model, not a curated record